UGAGAGUGGCUUAAACGUGCGUGAAGAGCGAAACAGCCGUGUUUAGAUCGGUUUGUUUUAGCGUCGGAACCGGUGCGGUGAGCUGCGCGUGAGCUCCGGUGCGGUGACACCGCAGACUGCGCCUUCAGACCACGGCGGCUCGCGCUAUGUGGAAACAGGUGAGCUCGCUGCUGUGGAGGGCACCGGUCCCCGGACUUUCACCGGCAGUCACGGUCCGAUCCAAGUCCCACGGACCCAGCUGCAGUGUGUCCGGGAGGGAGUGGGUGAGGCCUAGCGGCUUUGAUACGGGCUUGAAGACUUUUAACAGCCUGAGCAAACAGAAGGAGCCCCUGAUCCUGACAAGAGAGGGGGUCGCGACCUGGUACAGCUGUGGACCCACCGUGUACGAUCACGCUCACCUGGGUCAUGCAAGCUCAUAUGUGAGGUUUGACAUCCUGCAGAGGAUCCUCAGCAGACUGUUUGGAAUCACCGUGAUCCAUGCCGUGGUCAUCACUGACAUCGAUGACAAAAUCAUCAGAAGAAGCUGGGAGGAAAAUGUUUCCCCCGCCGCCAUCAGCGCAGUGUACGAGGACGAGUUCAAGAGGGACAUGCUGUCACUGAAGGUGGUUCCUCCUGCAGUGUAUUUAAGGGUCACAGAGAAUGUGCAUCAUAUCGUUGCCUUUAUUGAGAAGAUCAUCAAAAAUGGACACGCUUAUGCCACAAAAGAAGGCGAUGUGUAUUUUGACAUUCAGUCCAUUGGUGGCAGGUACGGCAGGUUUGUGGGAGCUGUGGAUCCUCAGGGAGAGCCCGGCUCCUCAAACAAACGGGACCCGAGGGACUUUGCUCUGUGGAAACCAUCUAAACCUCAAGAACCGUACUGGGAGUCCCCGUGGGGCAGAGGAAGACCGGGCUGGCAUAUUGAAUGUUCUACCAUUGCUAGCUCCAUGUUUGGGAGACAGUUGGAUAUCCACUCUGGAGGGAUUGACCUGGCUUUUCCUCACCACGAGAAUGAGAUCGCUCAGAGUGAGGCGUAUCACCAGUGUGGACAAUGGGCAAACUACUUCCUGCACUCAGGGCACCUACACCUAAAGGGAAGCCCAGAGAAAAUGUCUAAAUCUUUAAAGAACUACAUCAGCAUCAAGGAUUUUCUGCAGUCUUAUUCUGCCAAUGAAUUCCGGAUGUUUUGUCUUUUGAGCAAAUACAGAUCAGCUAUCGACUACAGUGACAGCAGCAUGCUGGAGGCUCGCAGCACUCUGGACACCAUCUCCACCUUCUGCCACGAUGCUCAGGCCUACAUGAAGGGUCAGCUGCAGUGUUCACACGUGCAGGAGGAUUUCCUCUGGAGCAGGCUGGCUGAGACUAAAUCCACUGUGAUGAACACUCUAGCAGAUGACUUUGAUACACCAAGAGCCAUUAGUGCUCUGAUGAAUCUGGUUUAUCACGGAAACUGCCAACUUCAGCCUGUUUCUACGCCUGCUGGAGCGGCCCGCAGCCCUGCCGUGUUUGGAGCGAUGGUCACCUACCUCAGGGAUGUCUUGGACGUGUUUGGCAUCGACCUGCACACUAAGGAGGCUGACGUGCUGAGCAGCCGUGGCAGUCUGCAGCCUGUUGUGGAACAGCUGACUCAGUUCAGGAGCAAAGUUCGAGAAUUUGCGCUUGCUCGACAGGACGGUUCAUCCACAGGAUCCCCAAGCAGACCUGGACUGUACCCCGACAGAAUCCCUCUGCUUAAAGCCUGCGAUGCCCUCAGAGAUGACCUGGCACCCCUGGGUGUGCUGAUAAAGGAUAGAGGAGCCACCUCCACGUGGGAGAUCAAAAUGAGUGCGAGGGGACAGGGACCGGAGGACAAAGGCGAGGAGACGUCCAGCUAAAGAAGUUGGCUGUACCUGCACUAUCAUCAAGGUUUGAUACCCAUGACCUUAUUCACCCUACAAGGCAGAUCCUCACCAUCCUACUGCACUAGGAGCUGCAGAGGCCUGGCAGCGUACUCCACCACUAUUACUGUAUUUGGCAUUGAUACAUUAAAGUUUUGCUAAUAGUUAAAAGUACUGCAUUGGUCCUUAAACUGAGAAGUCUCUUUAUGGAUUCAUCUCUGAGUACAAGGUCUGAGAAUAAUAAUGUCAUGUCUAUAUGCAAACAUCUGAACUUGCAAUCAAAGCUGACACAAAUGUGUGGAACAAACUGAAUGCACCCACCAUAAAUAUACCUAAGUGUGUGGUGUUACUUUGAGCUUCUGAGUUUCUUCACGACUCCAGUAAAGAAGAAACGAGCAAAUGCAAAAAUACACAGGCCACUGAUAAAACGAUCCACUCAGGAUUUGUUUAUUCCAGUUUGGCUGAAAUCCUCAUCCUGGGAGGUAAAGUGUAACCUACGUGAAGCCUGACGUCUGCUGCGAUUAAGAGUACUGAGCCACACAGGAUGGCGGUGAAGAGUCCAGCUGUGUGUCAACAGCCACUCAAGGAUGUGUCCACAGUCAGAGGUCAGUGUGUCAGGCAGCA
Molecule: messenger RNA, 2477 nt
Organism: Oreochromis niloticus (Nile tilapia)
Lineage: Eukaryota; Metazoa; Chordata; Actinopteri; Cichliformes; Cichlidae
Gene: cars2
Product: cysteinyl-tRNA synthetase 2, mitochondrial
Exons: 16
Coding region: 147-1850 (567 amino acids)
Biological process (GO): cysteinyl-tRNA aminoacylation
Cellular component (GO): cytoplasm
Molecular function (GO): ATP binding; cysteine-tRNA ligase activity
Source: RefSeq, a predicted model, not a curated record